UCCGGCAGAACCUGCAGCUUUUCGUGGGACGCUGCGUUUGCUAGAACGUAUCACCAGACCCUUUUCCCUCAUCGAAGCGUUAUCCUUCCACAAAAAGUGGCGUGGUCUGUAAUAUCCAAUAGUCUGUACUAGCUACUGUAGACUAGUCGCGGGCAGAGCAGCCACAAACCCGCAGGACUUACCACCGGACGCAAGAGCUGCUAAACUAACCAAGACACAGGCAAGCAUGGAUGGCCCAGAGGUAAUUAAUUUUGCGUCAGUGGAAAGUGCUCUCAAUGCUGCCCUGGAAUCCGACGAAAGGUAUCAAAGAGAAAAUAACGCCAAGUUUCGAGCUGUACGUCAAAGGGUGGCUUCUUACGAGGAAUUCAGGGAUAUAGUCCUGGCAUCCCAUUUGAAACCUCUGGAGAAGAGCGACGUGGUGGGGGCACCACGCAAACAACCAUGGAAUUGCGUUUUUUCCGCUACCAAGCAGAAGGACAUGGUUUGCUGUGAGGUGACGGAGUGUGAAGCAGCGAAGUUCCAGCCCCAGACAGCCUCGGAGUUUCAGCGCGACUGGCGCCGAUUGGGUGGGAAUGUCAAAGACAAAUAUCACUGCAUAAUAUCCCUCGGCGGGCCGAAGUUGAGGGAGAUAUUCAAGAUUGAGAUUGGUGCAGGCCUGCUGGGAGAGUUUCUGAUAAUUAUGGCAGAGUGUAUGCAGGCGGGCGAUGGAGCAGGGAUACUGGCAAUCCUGCAGGGCCUGUCACAAACUUGUCGUUUCAGCCUCAACGUUUCUCUCUUGGACCAAGCGGAAAGAGAGGGGUGUUCGCAGCUGUUCGGCAGGCUGCUGGAUAUAAUGGAUAAACAAGCUCUGAAAGGUCACACACGUGUCGGCCAUGACAGUGCCCACGAACAUACUACAGAGACGAGGGGAACGGAGAAAAAUGACCAAGGUUUUUGCGAUGCUCAGGCUGCAGGGGAAGGGAUUGAUGUUGAAAAGCUGAAAGACCUAAUGCAAUGUUAUGAUGUGAAAACACAACCCUUCACUACCCGACUGCACUGCAUUACCCAAGACAGCUAAAAGUGUAUAACUCUUCCUGAUGCUGUUUAAUAAAAACAAAAGUAAAGUAAAAGACUGAGUUAUCCAUUUGCAUUACUAUUUAACAGUCUAAACAUAAGAAACUUUAUGUAUGUUUUGAGUCCUUGUUAGAAUUUAGUAACCAUAAAAGUAAUACAAGUUCUGAAGAAAAUUAUGAUGUUUUUAUAUAAAUAUGUUAUUAAAAGUUUCAGUGUGUUUUAUUAGAGUAAUUCAUCUGGUCUAGGCAGUUUAUGAGCCAUUAGCCGUGUUCAUUAAGUAAGUGCCCUGUGUUUUCUUACAUUAUACAUACUUCUGUGAUUAUACAAUAGAGAAUAUGCUGCAUGUGGUGCAUGGUGCAGGGGUGUUGCAAGUGGGUUGGAAAAUGAUUCAGGGGACCAUAUAUGGGCAGGGGCUCUAAAACCUGCCGGCAAUCU
Messenger RNA from Brienomyrus brachyistius, 1488 nucleotides. It is a transcript of the gene dnaaf19, whose product is annotated as coiled-coil domain containing 103. The record is from RefSeq and is a predicted model, not a curated record. Gene Ontology annotation, cellular component: outer dynein arm. Gene Ontology annotation, biological process: determination of left/right symmetry; epithelial cilium movement involved in extracellular fluid movement; inner dynein arm assembly. Lineage: Eukaryota; Metazoa; Chordata; Actinopteri; Osteoglossiformes; Mormyridae. Bases 227 to 1057 code for a protein of 276 amino acids. The transcript is spliced from 5 exons.